Bacidia gigantensis is the source of this 1617-nucleotide messenger RNA. RefSeq lists its product as uncharacterized. Gene Ontology annotation, molecular function: monooxygenase activity; oxidoreductase activity, acting on paired donors, with incorporation or reduction of molecular oxygen; iron ion binding. The coding region runs from base 1 to 1617 and encodes 538 amino acids. The record is from RefSeq and is a predicted model, not a curated record. The transcript has 3 exons. NCBI's taxonomy places the organism in Eukaryota, Fungi, Ascomycota, Lecanoromycetes, Lecanorales, Ramalinaceae.
AUGACUUGGCUCUCAUCCACUUUGUCUAGCUUGGCAUUUCUGGCCUGCUCAUGGACUAUUUACAGCUACUGGUGCCUCUUCCGGAACUACAAAAAAGCCCGCAAGUUUGGCUUUCACGUCAUCGUCAAUCCCGUGAGCCUGCUCAAUCCCCUAUGGAUCAUUUUCAACCAGACAUUCCGUCCUUUGCUUGAGAAGUUGCCAUUUGGUUUGUAUUACUAUUUUAAAUACACCAAUUUUGAGUGGACCUACCACGAGAAGUACGGUAUACACGAAAAGCAUGGAGACGCUUUCUGUAUCGUCACUCCAGCAUGGGUACAAUUGUAUAUAGGCGAUGCAGGUGCUAUUGAGGAGGUUGAGGGAGCUACCUGGCAGCGUCAUAGAAAACUUACUACGCCUCCGUUCAACGAACGUAACAGCGCUCUUGUGUGGAAAGAAUCACUCCGACAGUCUGGCCAAAUGCUUUCCUUCUGGUUGAGCCAAGGAGAUCGUGGUGUCCGCACCACUUGCGCAGACACAUUAGUCUUAGCUUUACAUGUGCUCACACGGGCAGGUUUUGGUCAAGAAUACUCAUUUAACUCGGGCACAAAGGCGAUUGCCCCGGGUCACGUCCUGAGCUACAAGGACGCUCUUUGUAACCUUCUUGAUAAUUUUACCGUGCUCAUUAUGUUUAAACACACCAUCCUCGAUAAACCUUAUUUGCCAAGAUAUCUCCGCGAUGUCGGUUUGGCUCUCCGGGAGUUCAAACAAUACAUGACGGAAAUGAUUGAUCAAGAAAGGGAACGAAUGAGGCUUCGUGAUUCAAAACCAGACGUAGAAUCCGAGAACUUAAUAACGUCCCUGAUUCGAGCCUCUGAGGAAGGUAAGGCGGCCAACUACUCCCUGACCGAUGAUGAGAUCAUGGGAAAUCUCUUCAUCUACAACCUUGCCGGUCAUGAGACGACGGCUAAUACACUUGCCUAUGUAAUCACGUUGCUUUCAGUCCAUCCUGAAUAUCGAGACUGGCUGUACGAAGAACUCGAUGUCGUCUUAGCCGAUGCGGGUCCACCAGAUGGCUGGAAAUAUGAGGAGCUAUUUCCCCGUCUGAAACGAUGCCUUGCUGCCAUGUAUGAGACCCUUCGCUUGUAUGGCCCUGUGCCUGAACUCAAGAGAUGUGUCAAAGACUCUUCUCAAACGCUCAGCAUUGGCGGCAAGCGACAUGUGAUUCCACCCGGCACGUUUGUAGUGAUGAACCAUGCUGCCAAUCACACAAACCCAAGCAUCUGGGGCAAGGAUUCGCUUGAAUGGAAACCAACCCGCUGGAUAGAUAACGACGGCACAAACGGUGACGAGAUCUCAAACGGAGAUGUAUUCAAGCAACCACCUGUCAAAGGCUGUUACAUGCCUUGGUUCGACAGCAGCCCCCGAAUCUGUCCAGGAAAGAAAUUCUCCCAAGUAGAGUUCGUGGCGGUAUUAGCCUCCCUUUUCAAAGAUCACACUGUGAAUGCACGGCCCGAAGCGGAUGAAAGCACUGCCCAAGCGAAGCAGAGAGUGAUGAAUGUAGUCAAUGAUUCCGGGUUAAGGAUCACGCUGCAGAUGAAACAUCCGGAGACGGUUGCGUUGGACUGGCAGAAACGGUGA